AGACUAAAAGCUAACGCUGUCGAGAGAGUCCAUUAACCCAUUCUCGACGAUUAGAAGAAUUCUUUCUGCCACCGUUAAAUCGUAUAACGAAUGGAUUUAAAACGCAGCAUCUCUUGGAUCCUUUGUCUAUUCAUCGUGGUCGCUGUAUUCUUGGAUACAGGCCUGGCUGAAGACAAAUUGCAAAUUGGGAUUAAAAAGAGAAUCCCCGACUGUAAAAUCCGAUCUAAAAAAGGAGAUACUCUGCAUAUGCACUACACGGGAACUCUGAAAAAAGAUGGUACAGAAUUUGACAGCAGCAUUGGGCGUGGAGAUCCAUUUGUAUUCAAGUUAGGUGCAGGGCAAGUUAUAAAAGGUUGGGACCAAGGAUUAUUGAGAAUGUGUGAAGGAGAAAAGAGGAGACUUAUCAUCCCACCAAAUUUAGGAUACGGUGAUUCUGGUGCACCUCCUAAAAUUCCAGGUGGAGCUACUCUGGUAUUUGAAGUUGAAUUGAUCAAGAUAGAUAGGAAAGAAGAGCUUUAAUUAUCUGAUAUUAGCUCUUUAAGCAAAUUACACUUCAAUUUUAAAUAGGAAAUUGUAAUUCCUCCAUAAUAUGAUUCCAUGUGUCCAUGGUGAUGGAUAGGAUUUGGAGUACAGUGCAAACUAAUUAAUCCAUUACGCCCUGUAUGAUUCAAAUAGAGACAUUGCAUCGAUCUCUAAAUAUUACAAUUGAUUGUAGAAAUGUGUGAAAUUGUGUAAGCGAUGAUAUUCGUAUAUUAAAACCGUUAAAACCGCCUUAUUUGCUGAGAUGAUAUACAAUUGACUAAAAAUCUCAUAGAAUAAAUUUCUC
Trichoplax adhaerens is the source of this 826-nucleotide messenger RNA. RefSeq lists its product as hypothetical. Gene Ontology annotation, biological process: protein peptidyl-prolyl isomerization. Gene Ontology annotation, molecular function: peptidyl-prolyl cis-trans isomerase activity. The record is from RefSeq and is a predicted model, not a curated record. The transcript is spliced from 5 exons. NCBI's taxonomy places the organism in Eukaryota, Metazoa, Placozoa, Uniplacotomia, Trichoplacea, Trichoplacidae. Bases 91 to 519 code for a protein of 142 amino acids.